UCGUCGUGUAUGCCAUGUACUACACACCAGCCAACUCGCUGGAUGAGUGUCUGUAGAAAAUCCGAUUCUACGAUGUCUCCUCGUCGAAUUUGGUGGAUAUUUGGAGUCAGGAAAUUCAGGAUCAGUCGAAGGAUGAGUUGAGUUAGGACCGAUUUCAAACCAGCUUACAUAAUGGCGUCCAAAGCCGUGGUCAAGGACAACCAAACCGAAACAUACGUCAAGCCGGCAACCAUCUUUGAGGCGUGCAAACGAGGGGAGGUCCACGGCGUCAUCGAAUUUAUUUACAAGGAAGCUGCCUCCGACGGAGAGAGCCGAUUGGUACAUCUCGUGGACAGUCGGGAUAACUCGGGAGAUUUUCCGCUGCACUUGUCUUCUCGAAACGGAUACAAUGACGUAGUCAAUGUACUGCUGGAUAACGCCGCCAACGUGCACGUGGUCAACGGCGACGGGGACACGCCCUUCCACGUGGCGUGUGCCUCUGGUCAUUUGGAAAUUGCUAAGUCUUUAGUCGCGGCUGGUGCUGACCCUUACUGUAGAAACUUCAAGGCAUGCACUCCAUUACACGUGGCGUGCACAAACGGACACAUAGAAAUCUGCCGUUUUUUGCUGGACACCAACUCUGUUGAUGUCAAUGCGCGGGCAAAAGAUGGCAGCACCCCUCUCUAUUGCGCAUACGAGAAAUUUCACCGUGACGUCAUCAGGUUUUUAAUCGAAAAUGGCGGACAAUCUGAUAUGAUUUCGAGGCUCCAUUUGUACAGUUUGAUGGGCAAUCUCCCGAAAAUUGUAGAGUGUCUAGUGAGGGGGAGUGGUGUCAACUCUAGAGACGGAUACGGAAGGACUCCGAUGCACGUGGCAAGUUUCAUGGGGUUCCCGGAUGUUGUUGAGGAGUUGGCAAAAUGUGGUGCAUAUUUGAAUGUAAAGGACAAUGCACAGAUGACACCAUUUUUAUACGCUUGUAAAAAUGGUAAUAUUCUUGCCGCGUCAAUUUUAUUAGAUCGCGAGGCAGAUCAUAAAAUUCUGCAAACUGACGGAAAGAAUGGCCUCCAUUUGGCGGCCAUGUUUGGCAACUUGGAUAUCGUGGAAGCAAUGUUGGGCAUCGUUGCUGCAAUAGGUGGCGCCACUGGCACGGAUCGGUUUCUUACCUUGGAGUGGAAAAAGAGAUGUCAGCGGAGAAACUCUUCUGAGAAAGACAAGAAAGGUAAAGACCUGUCGAAGCGGUCAUUGUCGAAUCGCGAUUCUUGGGCGUCGAGUAAGCUUGACUUCGACAUCACAAAGCACGAUGCAAGCUCCACGCAGGAGCUCUGCAAGGAGUCCAAGACAGCACCAUUCCGUAGACUUAAAGACAAGUUUAAGAAACGGAAAGAGAAGAGGAUUGAGUCUGCAGAAGUUGUAUCAAGCCUUGGCGUGUUGAUGGAGUUCUUGGAAUCCGUGGACAACGAUGGGCGCACCCCUUUGCUUCUUGCCUGCGCAUGCGGCCAUGCGCCAGUUGUUUCUGUUCUUCUCGAAGUAGGUGCAAACCCAGACGCCAGUGACAAGGACGACAACUCGUGUAUUCACAUUGCGUGUCAAAAUGAUUACACCGACAUUGUUGUUAAUUUGCUGCAGUCGGGAGUCAAAUUGAACGUGAAAAACAACACUGGCGAAACCCCACUCCACGCAUUGGUCAAAAAUGGCAACAUUGCUCUGGUCAAUAUGUUCAUAAAUCACAGAGUGAACGUAGAUGCCGCCGACAUGCGCAAACAAACGCCCUUGCAUUUAUCUUGCCGUUACGGUCACGUGGUCAUAGCGAGACAUCUCAUCCUAUCAGGAGCACGUGUUUCGUCACGUGACUUGGAAGACAUGACCGCUUUGCACAUUGCUUGCCUCUACAAACAGUCACAAGUGGUGGUGUUACUCCUCGAAAACUCCGCCAGUGUACGGAUUGUCGACGGGAAAAGGAACUCCCCUUUUCACUACGCGUGCCGGUCUGGAGACUUUGACAGCGUCAGACUGCUACUCCAGAAGGAACGAAUCAGUGUAAACGCGUUUGGGGAGUUCGGAACGGCGUUGUACGAAGCAUGUGCAAACGGCCACGAAAAGUUGUGCCAUUUCUUGAUAGAUAAAGGUGCUAAUGCUAAAGCAUAUGGGAAAACGGGUACCCCCCUCCACGGAGCUUGCGCUGGGGAUUACCCCAGUAUAGCCAAGCUUCUGUUGGAUCACGGCGCGAAUGUUACUGCCACAAAUCGCGACGGGGAUACCCCGUUGCACAUUUCCUGCCGUCGCGCGGUGCACCAGCCAGGCCCUUUCAGUACCAUAGAACUUCUUCUCUCUCGGGACUCUGGCCAAGGUUUACACGCAAGGAAUACAGGUGCGCGGACUCCUCUUGUAGAAGUGAUGUUUACUGUCAAAGAAUCGGACAACCUCGUCCAGAUUCAAGGUGGAAUCAACUUACACCGUGGCAGCGCUAUCUUUAAUCAAGAAAACGACCUACACCUGUCAUCAAUAUUGGACAGGUUGCUCACCCACGAUUCGCCGAUUUCGGACGCUAUUUAUGACACUUGGACGAAAGAGGACCACUUCCGGUGCAGAAAUCUGGUGCUUUAUUACACUGUUGCCAUGGCAACAUUAAAAUACAGGAACACUUUUCCUCUUAAAGCCUUGAAAUAUAUGCUAGCUGUGGGCGAAUUUCAGGGAAUUUCUCAAAUGCAGACACAUGCUGGUAUUCGAAUACUUAUUGGUGCUAUGGGAAAAGAGCCAGCUUUACUUGAUGACGUCAGGGGGCACAUCAUCACUCCAUUGCCUCUAAGAUCCCUUUGCGUUGCAAGUGUUCGGCGGCGAAUCUGCAAGACGCGCCGCUGGGUCUCACGGGAUCUUGUGAAUUCGUCACGUGAUAUUUCCGACGAAAUUAAGAGACAGGUUCUUGUGGACGGGCUAUUUACGUAUGCUUAGAUAAUAAGAAACCAAUGAGGAACCUGCACAACAAAACCUGUCAAUAGGGGGCCCUGCAGGCAAGUGGACCAUGGUUGUAAUGAGAAAGCCCUUUCACGGGUCAAUGUUCGCUGAAUAAUUUAUCCCUUAAUUACUCUGCAUGGGGAAAUGGUACCAAAAAUGUUGUUUUAUUGGAUCUUAAUACUAUUUUGAUGAGUUUUAGGUAGAAAAUAAACAAAACUUAAUUUCAAUGUAAAAUGCACUGGAAGUGUACCUUUUAGUACUGGUGCUGCCAUCUGGAUUUUUAGUUCUGCAGGUUACUCAUUAGGCGAGUGGUCUUCUAACUUACGCUCGUAAGGGUAAUAAACGGUAUACGAUAAGAUUAAACCAGAACAAAUCAGUCGUAUCAAAGAGCAAUUUAAUGUAAAAUUAACAGAAUUGGGAGAAUCGGAGGUAAGUUUUGUAGCAGAGUAGUUUGGAUGUGUUUCGCUGACGAUCGACCCAGCAUCACUAGCAAAUACUCCACUUUUGUUUCGUGUUGCAAUGUUUUUGACCAAGACUUUUCAAAGUUGUUUUUGACAAGUAUACGUUUUUGGAACUUGUGACUUUUUAUCUUGAAAAAGCAUUUAAAGGUUCAAGCCGGUUGUUUACAUCGGUGGUUGUUUUUAAAAAAAAAUACUUAACCACGCCACUGCCGUGCUAGCACCAGAGACAAUUUGCGUUUUUGGAAGAUUUGCGAUAAUUGAAACAAUACACCUUCCUUGUAGUAUUUUCCUACGGUAUAACAGACUGAGUGCAUCCAUACGCUAAAUUUAAAUGCAACUUUCUUGAGAUUGAUAUACGCACCGGUUGCAUGCCUGUGGCAUGCAUUAGGACUUACCUUUGGCGCCACCUGGUUUUCGAAAUAAGAAAUAUAUAUAAGUCGUAGUUCCACCUAUCAUAAAACACCGUGUUUUUUCAAGACCCGUGUCUUCGCCGUGUGUCAAAAAACCCGCGGCGCACUUACACCUAUCAGUUGUGUUAGAUAAUGAUUAAUUGCCCCGGCGACAGGGUCGCUGUAGGUAGGGAGCUCUCCUGUGUUUUUUUCCGUUGGAGGGGGCGCAAUACCGAGGCAACUACACCGCGCCAUCUGUCGCCGGAUCUUAGAACUUGCAAUUGCCGUGUUUAUUCAGAUUCCACCUAUCAAAAAACCCAUGUUGAACACGGGUCUAAAUUAGCCCCCGAUUAGCCCCAUCGAGAUCGAUGGGGCUAAUAGACACGGGGAUUUGACACACGGGUCUAUUUAGAAACGGCAAUUCAUAGGUGUAAGCGCAAAAGACACGGGGAUUUGAUAGGUGGAAGUACGACUAUAGUUGGACCAACAGUGAAUGUACAUAUAUGAACGAACGGCGAAUCACUUUUUAAGGGGAAGGAUGGCUGGGUGUUAUCAUCAUCGUUGUUGUUUACGUUACGAUAUCUUAAGGUCUCUAUUGAUAGCCUAAGAUAUUUGCUGUACGAAAUAGAUCGCAGCACGUCAGGUGUGGUCAAUCUGAUUUAUCAUUCAAGGACCGUAGAUGUCACUUAAAAGGGGUACGCCAUUCCUACGCAUAUAUCCAUUUAAUGGAAUCAUCAUACCUAGUGUGUCUUUUUCAAACACCAAACGACACCAAUAGUUAGUCAUAAUUUAUGCAAACACACUUACGCAAUAGAUUUUCACGAUCGCUACAUCUAAAUUUAGGGUGCACUGGGAUUAUUUAGGGAGUUUUCGCAAACCCCCCGAAACGUCAAUGCGAAGGCCUAUCCCAUUGUUCGACAUGGUUAUCGGGAGGCCGAACAAUGCGAUAACGUUCACGUCCGCGGCGUUUCGGGAGAUUUGCGAAAACUCCCUAUUGUCAUAUGAGAAUAUUUCAAGGUAAUUCUUUUCCUCAAUUAUUUCUCUGGUCCCGUCACAGCAUGCAGUGGCAUGUGGCAUUUUCUAGGAAACGAUCGCCUUUGUUAACAAGCCGUACUAGGUCUUUAAUGUCCUCGUGUAAACGUACAUAAGCGUUUUACAGCGCGAUUUACAAGCCUUACAUGUAGCAUGAACAUUUACCAAAACUAAUAUUGGCUAAAAUUUCUUUUGUUGCCUUCCCUUGUCUUGGAUACUAUGGGAGAGUAACGACUCUGGCAGGACUGCAUUGGUCUUCUCCCCUCGAAUAUCUAUAGUAGAUCUCUGAUGAUUGUACUACGCAUAACCUGGGGCAUCGGCAAUUGCGUGGUAGUCCUCUUUUGUUGGCCCUGGAGCUGAUUUAUGAUUUCUUUGCUGUAUAGAAUGACCCUCUUGGGUAUCCCGAAGUAUCUGUUUUUCCCACAGAUGGUAGUCGCUCUGUCUGCUUAAAUUCAAUGUCAGUGGUAUUGACCGUCCAAUUGCAAUAUGCUUGCGUUCUGCAAUAAAUGGGCGUUUUCGCAAAGUCAUCGAAACACCAACGCGAACGCCUAUACCAUUGCGCGAGUUCCUGAUCACGAUGUUGAACGAUGGGACAGGCAUUUGCAUUGGCGUUUCGGGGUAUUUUCGAAAACUCACUAACAACGCCUGUAUGUGGAAGGAAUUACCCCAGCACUGGCAGGUCUCUGUACUGAAAUCGAUACCGGUGUGGAUUGUUUGAGUGUAAAUCUCACUCUUUGGAAACACUUGCCAAUAGAUAGCCUGACAGGUUUCUCUCGAUCGGAAAGUCAUGGUCGCUCUCGCUGUCCAUUGUAUAGAAUUACAGAGUUGAGCUGGAAUGUUGGCCCAAUUAUGAGGUGCAUUUGCCGAAUGAUUAAUUUUGGGCAGAAUUAUGUGUGGUCCUAUUUUUAGUACAGGGACCUUUUUACAACAGUAGAAUAUCAAUGAAUUGCCCGCACAUACAUUAUGUCAUACUAACAAAUUCCCGUGCUCCGCACGGUGUUGAGGCGAGCGGUAUGUUAUGAAUUUGGGUGUUUCCAUGUAGGGCUUACUCUUACCAAUUGAAGGGUCAUUGUCUGUGGAAGUUGUUGUUGAGUUGAAAUGUCAUAGGACGUCUUACUGACUGCUCUCUUCGACCUUGCUUCGUUCUGUUCAUUCCAACACUCCACGAUGACUUCAAUUACGAUUGAAACAUCGAGACCGAUGCCGCAGGAAGGAGGCACUGUAUGUAAUACAUGCAAAUUGUAAUUGGCUGUGCAGGAUUGCCUCCGGCCACAAUGAAAGUUUUGAAAAAUAAAACUUCGACUGAGAUAUUCCGGUAAAAAAAUCUAUGUUUGG
Messenger RNA from Lineus longissimus, 6148 nucleotides. Its product is annotated as ankyrin-3-like. NCBI's taxonomy places the organism in Eukaryota, Metazoa, Nemertea, Pilidiophora, Heteronemertea, Lineidae. The transcript is spliced from 2 exons. Bases 172 to 2928 code for a protein of 918 amino acids. The record is from RefSeq and is a predicted model, not a curated record. Gene Ontology annotation, molecular function: protein binding.